AAGCAGCCGCCGCCCCAGCUGACGGAGUGCGGCCGGGGGCUUCCCAGAGGAGGCGACGACGUCGAGCCCUUUCGAACGUUUCCACCCGGCUAGCUCACGUAGCCUCGGCCCCGCCCGGCCCCGCCCCACCCACUCCGGCCACCGCCCCCUCCCCGGCCUACACUUCGCGGGUGGGGCGACCUGCGACAGCCCCUUUAAGAGGCGUGGUCACGUGCUCCGCCCCCACCUCCGCCUCGCGCGCCAGUAAGGGGUGGGGUGCGGGAGGAGGUGCCGGGGCGGUGGGGGGAGCGAAGUGUGCGCUGCUGCGCAGGCGCGGUGGUCGGACGACAGACCGUGUGUUUCCAAAAUGGCGGCAGCGAUGGAUGUGGAUACCCCGAGCGGCACCAACAGCGGCGCGGGCAAGAAGCGCUUUGAAGUGAAAAAGUGGAAUGCAGUAGCCCUCUGGGCCUGGGAUAUUGUGGUUGAUAACUGUGCCAUCUGCAGGAACCACAUUAUGGAUCUUUGCAUAGAAUGUCAAGCUAACCAGGCGUCCGCUACUUCAGAAGAGUGUACUGUCGCAUGGGGAGUCUGUAACCAUGCUUUUCACUUCCACUGCAUCUCUCGCUGGCUCAAAACACGACAGGUGUGUCCAUUGGACAACAGAGAGUGGGAAUUUCAAAAGUAUGGGCACUAGGAAAAGACUUCUUCCAUCAAGCUUAAUUGUUUUGUUAUUCAUUUAAUGACUUUCCCUGCUGUUACCUAAUUACAAAUUGGAUGGAACUGUGUUUUUUUCUGCUUUGUUUUUUCAGUUUGCUGUUUCUGUAGCCAUAUUGUAUUCUGUGUCAAAUAAAGUCCAGUUGGAUUCUAGAA
This is a messenger RNA of Gorilla gorilla gorilla (western lowland gorilla), 849 nucleotides long. RefSeq names its product ring-box 1 (gene RBX1). The transcript is spliced from 5 exons. NCBI's taxonomy places the organism in Eukaryota, Metazoa, Chordata, Mammalia, Primates, Hominidae. The record is from RefSeq and is a predicted model, not a curated record. Gene Ontology annotation, molecular function: zinc ion binding. The coding region runs from base 347 to 673 and encodes 108 amino acids.